Messenger RNA from Neolamprologus brichardi, 1219 nucleotides. Lineage: Eukaryota; Metazoa; Chordata; Actinopteri; Cichliformes; Cichlidae. The record is from RefSeq and is a predicted model, not a curated record.
GAAUAAAAGAAGGAUGCCGCACAGCCACGGUUUACUUUAGCAGCAGAAAAGGAUCAGGAUAAUGAGGAGAACUCUACUGCUGCUGGCCUCUCUGGCCUUUGUUUCUCUCACUUCUGUGGCUGAUGGAGCUCCAUUGCAAGUGAUGUCUGCCCCAAACUUGUUGCGGGUGGGAACUGCAGAAAACAUCUUUGUGGAGUGUCAAGACUGCACUGGAGGAGACGUUAGGGUUGAAAUCAAUGUGAUGAACCAUCCAACCAAAACUAAAAGACUGGCAACAACAUCUGUGACCCUCAACAAUGCAAAUAACUUUCAGCAGCUUGGGAAAGUAACGAUCCCUGCAGGAGACUUCAGUAAAGAUCCCAACGCAAAGCAGUAUGUGUACCUACAGGCUCAGUUCCCCGACCGCCUCCUGGAGAAAGUCGUCAUGGUUUCCUUCCAGUCUGGUUACAUCUUCAUUCAGACAGACAAGACCCUUUAUACACCAAACAGCAAAGUUCAUUUCAGGAUGUUUGCACUGACACCCCAGAUGGAGCCUGUAGACAGGGAUGAAGCAGCCCAAACUGAUGCUUCCAUUGCCAUUGAGUUUGUGACACCUGAAGGCAUUGUUUUACCACUUGAUAUUGUCGCUCUAAAAUCAGGCAUUCAUUCUGGAGAUUUCCAGCUUGGUGAAAUUGUUAGUACUGGACUGUGGAAAGUGGUGGCAAAAUUCCAGAGCAACCCACAGCAAAUCUAUUCUGCAGAAUUUGAGGUCAAAGAGUAUGUUCUUCCCAGUUUUGAGGUGAAACUGACACCAUUAACACAGUUCUUCCACGUGAACAGCAGAGAUUUCACCGUCAGAAUCAAAGCUACGUAUCUGUUUGGUCAGGAGGUGGAUGGAACAGCCUAUGUGGUAUUUGGGGUCAUCAAAAAGGACCAAAGUAAGCAGAGUUUUCCAGACUCUCUUCAAAGAGUGCUGAUUGAAAAUGGUGAAGGAGAGGUGACACUGAGGAGGGAAGACAUAACAAAAGUUGAGAGGGACAUCAACAGCCUUGUAGGGGGCGCCAUAUUUGUAUCUGUCAGUGUGCUGACAGAAAGUGGUAGUGAAAUGGUGGAGGCCGAGCUUAGAGGUAUCCAGAUUGUUACAUCACCCUAUACGAUCCACUUUAAAAGAACUCCAAAAUAUUUCAAGCCAGGAAUGUCCUUCGAUGUUGUGGUAAAGCACUAAUUUACAUUUACAUAG